AUGUCUAACUGUUCAUCUUCAAGACCUCCGCCACCUGGUUAUUGCUACAAUUUAAGUACGAGUGAUUUGACCAGCUUAGGAUUCCCUUAUUCCUUAGGAAAUUAUGGCAACAAUACGAUUCAUCAACCUUUUCAUAGUAUCCUAAUGGAUUCUUAUCUUUGUGUUGAUCAUUGCGCUGAUCUUGCUUUUCAGUAUGCUGCCAUUAUAAACAACAACACUGACUGUUGGUGUGGUGAUAAAAGUUUUGACAAUUAUACUUCUCAACCACAACAAUUAAAUGCAUCAAUUUGUUUCGAUAACUCUAAUUGCGCUGCUUGUUUCUUUCAAAUUUCGAUUACUGAAUCUCAUUUCAAUUUGACUCAUGGCUUAGACACUAAUACGAAACUUAAUAUAAUUAUAAAUAAUACAAGGAGUUGCAUUCAAGAUUAUCCUGUUCCUCACCGAGUUUUGGAUUGCUAUGGAGAACAUGAUAGUCUUACACUUGAUAUUUGUAUAAAUAUUUGUAAGGAUAAUAAUUAUUCGGGGUGUGCUGGUGUAGAAGACGGGACUCAAUGUUUUUGCGGUAAUUCUUCCCAAUGCAAUAAUUUAGCUCAUGGGGUUGAUAAUUUAGGAUGUAGUUCUAGCUGUGUGGGUUACCCUUCUCAAAUUUGCGGAGGUCCUUGGGCUAUAAAUUAUGCUAGUAUACCGAUUACGUCCUCUACAGCUAGCCGUACUAAUAUACCGAGCACGUCCCCUGCAUCCAAUUCUUCUACAACUAAUUUUGAUAUGCACAAUCCUUUAUUAAUAACUUUGAUAGUGGUAUUAGCAAUAAUAGUAAUGGUAGCAAUUAUUGUGGGAAGUACUUGUUUAGUUAAGAAGAGAAAAGGAAAUAUAAAUGUGCAAAAUGGGCAAAAUAGGCAAGUUGGGCAUGUGGAACAACCAAGUUAG
This is a messenger RNA of Cetraspora pellucida, 927 nucleotides long. The record is from the annotation of a GenBank genome assembly. Lineage: Eukaryota; Fungi; Glomeromycota; Glomeromycetes; Diversisporales; Gigasporaceae.